CUAGUAGUUAAAUUAUUUUUGUAUCAAACGCCAGGCAGGAAAAAAAAUCUCCGUCAAAUCUCGAUUUUUUUGGUGGAUAGGUACUGAAGCCUGGCCACACCGAAAUAUUUUAUUGAUCGAUCGAAAUUCGAAGCACAAAAAUGGAUCGCACAAACUACUAGCUUAUUAAUUAUUUUCAUUGAAAAUACAUUUAAAACAAACAAAAUGGGAACGCAGAAACCUGGAGAAUGGGCUAAUUCGCUCAUUGCCCGAUUCGAAGAACAACUACCAUACAAAACUGGGGCUCAGAACCUCCAUUCUCGUAUAAAUGAAGAACAGUGCAAAGCAUGUUUAGUUCAGAUAAGUCUGCAUCGCUUCUCUUUGGUGAUUGCUGGCUUAACAAAAAUAUUGCAGAGAGUCAAUGAAUUGCAUCAACCAACGACCACUACAUGCGUCAACCGACCUCAAACGGAGCUGGAGAAGGGUUACCAUGAUAGUUUAGUAAUAGUCUUAGAUACACUAGAGAUAUGCCUCAGCUCUCAGCCCAAGGACACGGCGAAGUACGAGGAAGCGAUGAACGUUAAGAUCUUAUUGCGAGAAGUUUGCCAAUUUAUUGAUCUCCGAAACGAGAGCAAUGUCAACAGCACCCUCCUCAGGCAAUUAGCGAGUAAAGUACUAUUCGCUCUCAGUCUCAAUUUUUUCAAUGCAGUUUUCAAUAAGAUAAGCGCACGAUUACAGGAAUUAGCAUCUAGCUCAGAAGAAAACCCCGAUUACACUGAUAUAGAGCUGAUACAGCACGUCAAUGUUGACAUAUUGAGGCUUAUACGACUUUUGACAGAAUCUAUUCAAAAGUUUAAAUUGUUAAGAAAAUCAGCGCGUAUAGUACUCGUUGUGUCGCUGGAGAAAGCUGUCUGGAAUUGGAUGGACACAUACCCGCAGGAAUUCGCAGAAGUCCAAUGCCGGCCUAAUGAUGAAUUAAGUAAAUGCUGCGCCACACUCUUCGACAUCCUACAAGAUAGUUUCUCGGACAACAAGAAGUCGAGGGUGGCGAUGUGGCCGCUGCAGAUUAUGUUAUUGAUUUUGAAUCCUAAAGUUCUGGAAGAAAUAGUGAACGCUGACAGCGGGGCGCCGUGCAGUCCGCGACACACGAAGAAGAAGCACUUCGUAGACACUGUUAAGCGCGGACUUAGCCCCCAAAACAAUUCGAAGCAGAUGACAGAAGCAGCAAUAGUGACGUGCGUUAAGCUCUGCAAGGCCUCGACUUACCUGAACAUAGCUGACUCCGGCAACGUUACCUUCGUGCUCGUCAAAUCCGUCAUUAAUGACCUUAAGUCGCUGCUGUUCAACCCCAACAAGCCGUACGCUCGCGGCGCGCCGUGCCCCGGGUACUCGGAGCUGGACCUGCUGACGGACUGCUUCGUGUCGCUGUUCCGCAUCACGCCGCACUCCAACGACACGCUCAAGGUGUGCCUGAACCUCGUCACCAACAUCUCCUACCACUACGUCAUCGUCGACUCGCUACUCAGGAUAAUCAAACAGCCUCGAUUGCCGUGGUGGCCGCAAAUUGAGCUGCUCUACUCGAGAGCUGCGGAACUACGGGCAAUGUUUACGGACACGUUGAAUAAAGCAUCGCAGGCCUAUAAAGUCCACACGCCAUUACGAAUGAUAUCAUUAUCACUAAAGUCUAAGGAAGUUCAAUCGAAAUUCAACAAGUCAGAAGAGAUGACAGCGUAUAGGAACCUGCUCCUACUGCUGGUGAAACUAGUUCACGCUGAUCCCAUGCUCAUGUUGAGUAAUCGCAGCCGUACGGGGAUAGAGAUCCAAUCGUCUACUAUGGAACUGAUCAACGGGCUCGUAUCACUUGUUCAUCACACCGGGAUGGAGGAGAUAUCCCAGGAGGCGAUGGACGCGCUGCUCGCCCUGCACAGGCCGGAUAGGGUGCACAUGUGGAACCCUGAAGCGCCGGUCGACACUUUCUGGGAUUUCAGCUCGCAAGUUCUGUACAACAUAAGUCAGAAGCUGAUCCAGCGACAGAUCGGGAACUAUCGCGAAGUGCUGCGUUGGCUGCGCGACGUGCUGACAUGCCGGAACGAGUUCCUCGCCAAGCACAAGGAGUACGCCAACGUCGGCUCACAGAUACUGUUAUGCAAACCGGCGCAUAUUCAGUUGGAGGUGGUGUUCUUCAUGUGCCUGUGGUCCGUCGACACGGAGGAGGUGCUGGUGGCCAUGUCGUGCUUCGCGCUGCUGUGCCAGGAGGCCGACACGCGCUGCGGCUCGGACGACGUGUCGGCGCACACGCUGCUGCCCAACUACGCCGUGUUCCAGGAGAUCGCGCACACCUCCACCGUGCUCACCACCGGUUCAGCAGCUCUUCAAAAACGUAUAAUGGCAUUGCUGAGGAAGAUAGAACAUUGCGUGAACGGUGUUCAGCCUGCCUGGGAGGAGACGUUUAUACGUUGGUGCUCGCUGUGCAAGCUGCUGCAGAAGUACCCGAAGGGCGUGGCGGGCGACGAGCCGCCCGAGCCGCCGCACAGCGACCACGACGGGGAGAUGCAAAUCCAGGAAUGGGCGAACAUGACCUCGUUCCUGUGCGCUCUCGGUGGAGUUUUUUUUCAACAUACCAGAAAGUAUAAUGUUUUAGCAAACAUUUACACAGAAGUCAGACAAUUCAUUGGCCAGCUAUUGAGAUUACUACUCUACAGUAAGGAACGCUUCGGCGCCCAAAUACAGAGUCACUUCAAGGAAUUGGUCGACAACGAAAUGUCUCCGGCACUGUACCCGAUACUAUUCAAUUAUAUAAAAGUAACAGUCGACUACUUCUUCGAUCAGCAACAACAGGUGAUGCUAACAGAUAUAAACACGCAAUUCGUCGAACAUACGAUAUUCAUAAUGAAAAGUAUAUUGGAUAAUAAGAAGAACGACCAGCCCUGUGAACAUUUUAGCACUACUUCCAUCGAAGGAUUGAUGUUAGAUAUUGUUAGAUACGUCCAUCACCUAGACAUGACGGUGCAGUCCGUACAUAUCAAGACGAAGCUCUGCCAAAUCGUUGACGCAAUGAUGAGGCGGAGAGAUGACCUAGCUGUCAGACAGGAGAUGAAGUUCCGCAAUAAAAUGGUGGAGUACCUCACAGACUGGGUCCUCGGGACCUCUCAUCAAAUCGCACCGCCCCUGAAAGCGGACGCUUCCUCCAUUACCAGGGAGCUGGACCAGGCCUGCAUGGAGACCGUGGCGGCGCUGCUUAAAGGUCUGCCGCUGCAGCCCAAGAUGUCCGACCGUGGAGACCUCAUGGAGACCAAUAGCCAGCUUUUCUUGAAGUAUUUCACUCUAUUCUUGAACUUACUGAACGAUUGCAACGAGGUCGAGCUGACGGAGGGCCCGGGACGUCUGGCGACCUUGAGGAACGCGACCAUCCAGGCCAUGUCCAACUUACUCUCCGAGAAUAUCGAAUUCGGACUCACGCAUAGUAUUGAUUUGUGUUACCAUCGCGAUUUACAAAUGCGAGCUGCAUUCAUGGAAGUUUCGACAAAGAUCCUGCAGCAAGGCACAGAGUUCACAGCAGACACCCUGGCAGAGACCGUUCUGGCGGACCGCUUCGAGCAGCUCGUUCAGCUCGUCACCAUGAUAUCGGUUAAGGGUGAGCUGCCGAUCGCUAUGGCGCUGGCGAGCGUGGUGGGCUCCGCUCAGAUGGACGAGCUGGCGCGCGUGCUGGUGUCGCUGUUCGACGCCAAGCACCUGCUGGCGCCGCUGCUCUGGAACAUCUUCUACCGGGAGGUCGAGGUCUGUGCGGUCUCGGACUGCAUGCAAACGUUAUUCAGGGGGAAUUCGCUGGGCAGCAAAAUUAUGGCCUUCUGUUUCAAAAUAUACGGCUACGGAUACCUCCAGAGCUUACUGGAGCCGCUGAUAACAGCGCUGCUGGACCAGGCGAAUUGUAACGCUAGUUUGAGCUUCGAAGUCGACCCCGCUAGGCUGGACCCGACCCACGACAUAGAAAUCAACAGGAACAAUCUCCGAAACCUGACACACGAGGUCUUCGAGAGGAUCAUCGGUUCCGCCGAUAAAUUCCCUUCGCAGCUGCGGAGCAUGUGUCAUUGCUUGUACCAGGUCCUAAGCAAGAGAUUCGUCCAGUUUCCGCAGACAAGUGUGGGAGCGGUUGGUACCGUUUUAUUCUUACGGUACAUAAAUCCAGCCAUAGUGUCCCCUCAGGAGAUGGGAAUAGUGAAAAAACCCAUUCCACCUCACAUCAAGAGAGGGCUCAUGCUCAUGUCGAAGAUUCUACAGAACAUCGCGAACCACAUGGAGUUCUCCAAGGAGCAACAUAUGUUGCCCUUCAACGAUUUCCUGAGGGAACACUUUGAAGCUGGACGCAAGUUCUUCAUAGAGAUAGCAUCGGACUGCGAGACGGUGGACCAGACCUGGCACAACCUAUCCUUCAUCAGCGACGUCAACGUGGUGGCGCUGCAUCGCCUGCUGUGGAACCACCAGGAGAAGAUCGGAGACUACCUGUCCUGCAGCCGUGACCACAACGACGUCGGGCGGCGACCCUUCGACAAGAUGGCAACACUUCUCGCCUGUUUGGGACCACCUAAACAUAAGCCUGUGGAAUCCGCUUCACGUCUUCUGUUCUCGUCGUACGCGCGCUGGUCUUCCAUUGACAUGUCGUCAACGAACUUCGAGGAGUUUAUAGUCAAGCACAAUAUGCACCAGACAGAAGAAUAUAAGAGCAUAAAGAGUUUAAAUAUCUUCUACCAGGCCGGCACCAGCAAGAUCGGGAACCCGAUCUUCUAUUUCAUUUCUAGGAGAUACAAGAUUAGUGAAACAAAUGCGGACUUGCUCAUAUACCACGUGAUUAUAACCCUGAAGCCGUUCUGCCAGCAACCGUUCGAGUUGAUCGUCGACUUCACACAGACGAACUCGGAUAACCGGUUCAGGACGGACUUCCUGCAGAAGUGGUUCAGCGUGCUCCCCAAGGUGGCGUACUCCAACGCGCACGCUUGCUACAUCUACAACUGCAACAGCUGGGUGCGGGAGUACACCAAGUUCUACGAGUCCAUCCUGGCGCCGCUCAGGGGCAAUAGAAAGCUCAUAUUCAUAGAUAACCACAGUCGCCUCAGCGAUUACGUUGAUCCGGAACAGCAGAAGUUACCAGGAGCGAUUUUGGACUUGGAAGAAAAUCUAAAGGUCUUCAAUAAUGCUGUGAAAUUGUCGCACAAAGACACCAAAGUUGCCAUAAAGGUGGGACCUACGGCUCUUCAAAUAACGUCAGCGGAGAAGACGAAAGUGUUGGGUUUGCCAGUUCUCUUGAACGACGUUUACUACGCUUCGGAGAUUGACGAGGUGUGUCUCGUGGACGAAAACCAGUUCUCGCUGUCCAUCAUCAACGAGUCGACCCCUCUGAGCUUCAUCCACUACGACUGUGACAACAUCGUGCAGUCCAUCAUACAUAUCCGGAACAGAUGGGAGCUGAGUCAGCCUAACUCGAUGCCGGUCCACCAGUAUAUCCGGCCCAAGGACGUCCCGUGUUCGCUGCUGAACAUGGCGCUGCUGAACCUCGGCUCCAGCGACCCCACGCUGCGGACGGCCGCCUACAACCAGCUGUGCGCGCUCAUCGCCACCUUCCACCUCAAGAUCGAGGGGCAGCUGCUGGACACUUCGGGACUCUGCACUCCUUUCAACAACACGAUCUUCAUAAAGUCGGUCAGCGAGAAACUCGCUCACAACGAACCGCACCUGACCCUCAGGUUCCUGGAGGAAUGUAUACGGGGUUUCCGAGUAUUGACCAUUGAGCUGAAACAUUUGUGCCUAGAAUACAUGACGCCUUGGUUGGCUAACUUAGCCAGAUUUUGCAAGCCGUCCGAUAACCCAUGGCAUCAAAAGCGAGUAGACCAUUACAUACAAAUUUUAGAAAAACUGAUCACUCUAACCAUUGAGGAGACAGAAAUGUACCCCUCGGUGCAGGCUAAGAUCUGGGUCUCCAUCGGCCAGGUGCCCGAACUGAUCGAUACGGUGCUGGACAGCUUCAUACAGCAAAGCGUCAACUCUGGUCUCGGAUCUCCAGUGGUCGAGAUAAUGGCGGAUACGGUGGUGGCCUUGGCCUCCGCGAACGUUCAGCUCGUAUCUAAGAAAGUUAUCGUCAGAAUGUGUAAUGUUAUAGUUAAGACUUGCCAAUCGUCGACGGCGAAGCUGAAACAACAUAUAAUGUGUGAUGAUAUUGCCAUCCUCGCUAGAUUCUUGCUGAUGCUGUCCUUCAACAACUGCCUGGACGUGGCGAGCCACCUGCCGGACCUGUUCCACACGGUGACGUUCCUCGUGUGCUCGGGCACCGUGUCCAUGCGCGCCGCCACGCACGGGCUCGUCAUCAACAUCAUACACUCGCUCUGCACCUGCAACUCGCCCAGCUUCUCGGAGGAGACGCGGCGAGUCUUAAUGUUAUCAUUGGACGAGUUCGCUUUGCCGAAAUUCUACCAAAUGUUCGGUAUAUCUAAAGUGAAGUCAGCUGCCGUGACCGCGUUCAGAAGUCCCUACAACAGACACACUGCAGAAUGGUACUCGGAGCAUUCGUACACUUGCUCGGAAUUGAGUUGUGGAGCGCCUUCAGCAUCCGGAGGUCUAGUGGGUGCCCUCACAGGGGCUCAGCCGGGCGGCUCGCAGUCUGACCGCGAAUGUCUUCCACUACAGUCGUUGGAGAUCAUCGCAGACGCGUUGCUCGAGGUCAUGGAGACGUGUAUGAAGGAUAUACCGAACUGUGACUGGUUGAACACGUGGACAUCUUUAGUGAAGAACUUUGCGUUUUGCUACAACCCGGCGCUUCAGCCGCGUGCGUUGAUCGUGUUCGGAUGUAUCAGUAAGCACGUAACAAAUGACGAUAUGAAGCAACUCCUGCGCAUGCUCGCGAAGGCAUUGGAGUCGUUCAACGAUGUGGCGCUGCUGGAGGCCAUCAUCAUGUGCCUGACGAGACUGCAGCCACUGUUACACCCAGAAUCACCAAUCCACAAAGCGCUGUUCUGGGUCGCGUUAUCCGUUCUACAGUUGGACGACCCGACGCUAUACGCGGCCGGUCUCGCCCUGAUGGAACAGAAUUUACACACCCUGGACUCGCAAGGAGCUUUUGAUAAUAAAACAUUGGAGGAUGUGUUGAUGGAAACACGGAAGCCCCUCGAAUGGCACUUCGAGCCACUCGAUCACGCCGUCGGACUGAGCUUCCGCUCCAACUUCCACUUCGCGCUGGUGGGCCACCUCAUCAAGGGGUUCCGCCACCCGGCGGGCGGCACGGUGUCGCGCGCGUGCCGCGUGCUGUCCGCGCUGCUCGCCCUCGCCGCGCGCCCCGCCCGCGACAAGUUCCAGCUCACCACGCGCACCGUCGCCUACCUCACGGCGCUGGUGUGCGUCAGCGAGGAGGUCCGGUCGCGGUGUCCCGUCGAGCGCUCGCUGCCGAAAUGGUUGCCGGAUAAUUGCGACCACUACUGUCCCGCCGUUGAACGCCGUCGGGAUAGCGAAGGUCGUGCUCACAGUGUGCAGCACGGUGCGACCGGGGACGCCGCGAGGGACUUGGAAAUUGACAGCGGACUCGACCCGGUAGACGAUGACGGUCGUGGUUCUCCCGGCAGCACGGACGAGACUGAACGCCCUUCGUCCACCAAGUCUGGCGAUAGCGAUUGCCCGGAUGCCGCUACGAAGCAAUCAUCUCAAGACAAAGAGUCUAGCAGUCCGGAAUGCAACUCGCUGCUAGACCCGUCCGUGCUCUGCGACUUCACCACGCAGGCGCUCGUCUUGACCGUUCUCGCCACACUGGUUAAAUAUACCACAGAUGAAGAUGAAAUAAGGAUACUGUACCAGUACCUGGCGGAGGGCUCAGUGGUGUUCCCGAAAGUGUUUCCCGUCAUCCACAGUCUCCUGGAUAUGAAGAUCAACCAUGUUCUAAUGCAUUGCCACGAUCAAGUGAUUCUGAGCGCGGUACAGAGCAUCAUACAGAAUAUGAUAGCGUCGGAGGACGCGAGUCAGCAGCAGCUGCACUACAUGCAGAGUUGCGGCUUCGGAGGCCUCUGGAGGUUCGCGGGGCCCUUCACCAAGAACCAGUGCACGGUGGUGAGCAGCAAGCUCGUGUUCUGCCUGAGGAUGAUGGUGCAAACCUGUCUCCCGGAUGACGACUGCGUGCGGCAACCGCCCCCCGACCCCGACCGACCCGAUCGACUCGACCGACCUGAGCGCCACUCGACCUGCACGACCUCGACCAGUGGUUUCCGGGGUAAUCGCCAACCUACAAUAUUCUGUCCAGAUCAAGAGUCGUAGUUUAAUAAUGACGCGUUGGCAAUUGCAGAAAAAACUGCAAACGAAAAUUAAUAAUACCAAACCCAUACCUUAAAAAAAAUGGUGCAAAUAUCCACAAACGUAAAAAAACAAUGAAUCGAGGAAAGGAACAAAGCAUUCUGUGCCCUAUUGCUAAAAGGCCUAAAGUAUAUUUUUGAUUCAAAUGUAAAUAUCAUUUGCUAAAUCGUUUAAAAAUAAUAAAAUUAAUUUGCAACACGGCAUAAAGUUCAUAUUGUUCAUACCAACAGUACUAUACAAAAGGGUUAUGUUAUAUUGAACAAAGAACAUCUAAUCCUCGUUUCUAUUUACAUAUAUAACAAAAGAAAAGGUUAUUGAUAUAGGCCCUUCUAGCACCGGGACACAGCGUUAUAUAUAAUAAUAAUUAAUAUGCUAUUAGUUAAUUACUAAAUUUACGCGCAAAAUGUAUUUAAUACCGAUAUAAUUACAGUAAAUACACAGUAGCACUUCUCUUUUUUUCAAUUUCAAGUUCAACUAGUUCCGUUACAAACUUCAUCGACAUUCCAAAUGAUUUAUUCGCGAAUCCAUAAUGAUUAAAUACGACUUAAUUGAUUAUUUAUAUCUCGACCAAUGACGUCAUAUCCAUGUAAUGUCAAAGCUCUUUAUUUAUCUUUAAUCCUUGUUUUAGUUCUCACACGUAUUUUAGAUUUCGACCAAUGACGUCACGCCGAUUCAAGGUCAAUAGUUGUUUGUUUAUCUGUCACUCUGACGUCAUUGGAAUCGAUUAUCAAUGUUGAUCGAAUCGGCAACAAGCCGAGCCCAUUAUUGUUUCACUUGAAUUUAUAUAUAUAUUAUUGUUUUCAUGCUGGAUGAAGUAAAUUUAUUUUUAUAUAUAUCGGCCGUGUGAACAGGCGUUAAAGUAAGUGUCCUGUGCUCCUGCUUCUGAACUGCUUGAGCUGGUCAUGUUAUAUGAGAUCACGUCGGGGUUCACCAAAGGGGUCACCAAUUAUACCUUUUCCUUACCUUAAACUUCAAUUAAAUUCGACGUCCGAUUAACACCUGGGUCACAGAGCGCCUGAAUAUAAUUACACAUGUGUGCACACGGCACAUAUACAUUUCUAUAAACACAAAAUCUAGACAAGCAUCCAUACAUCGAUAUAUAUUUUGCCCAUAACACUUAGGUGCAGUUAGGUUUUGUUUUCUUUUAAAACGUUGCACAAUGAUGAUUAAAAAAUGCUAUGAUAGUUUUAAAGAACGCGUAGCUGAUAGUAUUCGAAAUGACCCGAACAUAUUUUUGGAACUUUUUUAAACAACAAAGAAAAAAUGGCACUAAACGUAUACCAAACGAAAUGUCUCUAGAUGACCACGUAGUGAAGGGAGGGAAAGAUAUAUGCAACGCUUUUGCUAAAUAUUUCGCAUCGGUAUAAAUAGAAAGCACAAAUUAUGAGGGAGUAAAUAGUUCAUCGACAUUAAUUUUGAACAAUCGAACUCAAUUUCGGAAUUCUUAUGCACCAUUUAAUAAUUGUAAGCUUACUGAAGAUGAAGUUUUUAAACAACUCUCUACCUUAGAUCCACUUAAGGGGUCCCUUAAGGGGGCCCAGAUUAUCUAGCUCCGAUAUUCCUGAAAAAAUGCGCUAAACAAUUGGUUGCACCACUAACACUUAUUUAUAAUCGUUCUUUGCAAACAGGUAUAUUUCCAGCUAAAUGGAAAAUUGCUCAAGUAACUCCGAUACAUAAGUCCGGAAAUUCAAAAGAUAUUACAAACUAUAGGCCUAUAUCUAUUUUAUCCGUAUGUGGAAAGAUUUUGGAAGGCAUCUAAGAUAUCCGGUCUAGUUUUUAGGCAAAUGAAAAUAUUUAAAGACCAUAACUUGUCAAUUCUUGUGUUCAAUAGUAUUGUACGUAGUAUCCUUGAGUAUUGUGGCACUGUUUGGAGUCCAGGAUACCAAGUUCACUCUGUACCACCUAUCGUACACGGACUUUAGAUGUAGCCAACUGUUUUCAUACGAAUCUCGUCUUACUCAUUAUAAUGUGAGGUCACUCAAGGAGCGUCGAAGGGUUGCAGAUGUGAUUUUUUUGUCUAAAUUAAUAAAUGGCCUAAUUGAUGCACGCAGUCGCAGUGCCUCGUGACGGUAGCCGCUUACAGAAUCGCAAGACGUUUUGUUUGCCUCAUACAAGAAGCAAUCCGCUGUAUAGAAUGCUAUCUUUUGCUAACUGUUUUAGAGAUACUAUAGAUAUCUUUAACGAUAAUAUCAGGGCCAUUAAAAAGAAAAUGUCCACACAAAAGGGUUAAUUUUUAGUUCUAUUUUUAUAUUAUUUAGUUACUUUUUAGUUUAGUUUAAUUCUGUUUUGCUUUUUAGUUAUUUAUUUUUAUUUUAUAGGUGAUAGUUUUUAUAAGUUUUCUUAUGUUUGUUCUAAUGUUACGCUGUAAUUACUGUAAUGUGUGUGUGUGUGUGUUAAUGUAAUUUUUUUUUUUGCUUUUAAGCCCUCAUAUAAGCAUGUAAUGUCCACAUCGAGAAGACUCAAUUGUAAAUAUUUUCAGUUAAAUGUAUUAUUGUAUGUCAUUGUCGAUUGUAUAGUUGUAGUCAGUUUUGUGAACUAAAUAAAAAAAUAAAUUAAAAAAAAAAAAAAUAAAAAAAAAAUAAACCCAGGACAUA
Molecule: messenger RNA, 10895 nt
Organism: Nymphalis io (European peacock)
Lineage: Eukaryota; Metazoa; Arthropoda; Insecta; Lepidoptera; Nymphalidae
Product: neurofibromin-like
Exons: 63
Coding region: 205-8265 (2686 amino acids)
Biological process (GO): regulation of GTPase activity
Source: RefSeq, a predicted model, not a curated record